Messenger RNA from Branchiostoma floridae (Florida lancelet), 1563 nucleotides. Its product is annotated as CUB and sushi domain-containing protein 3-like. Bases 1 to 1563 code for a protein of 520 amino acids. The record is from RefSeq and is a predicted model, not a curated record. The transcript is spliced from 11 exons. NCBI's taxonomy places the organism in Eukaryota, Metazoa, Chordata, Leptocardii, Amphioxiformes, Branchiostomatidae.
AUGACUGAGGUUCAGACUGGUCCAGACUGGGCCACUGGAAUCCAGUGCCCUGCUGUCCAGGCUCCUCUGAAUGGUGAUGUGACUGGGGGGAACUUUUUUGGUAGCACGGCAACCUACACCUGUGAUGUUGGGUACCUCCUGACUGGCCACAGUACCAGCACAUGCCUCAGCACAGGCACCUGGAGCAGUCAGGACCCUCAGUGCACAUUGAAGACCUGUCAACCACUGGCGUUUCCAAACCACGGCACAGUGACUGGUGGAAACAAUUACGGAAACGUCGCCACCUACACCUGCGAUGUCGGCUAUGACCUAAUAGGAAACCCCACCCAGACGUGUCAAGACAACCAGCAAUGGACUGGUUCCCCACCAACUUGUCAAAAGGUCCAGUGUGCCUCUCUGAGUGCGCCAACAAAUGCAGGCAUGACGGGAACGGGAAACGAGUAUGGGGACACCGUGCAUUUCAGCUGUUUGCCAGGAUACACUCAGACAGCAGGAGACACUGACCGAACUUGUCAAGCAGAUGGCAUGUGGAGUGGUCUUCAGCCUUCUUGUACAGUGAAUGAAUGUCCCCAGCUUGAUACACCUACUAAUGGUCAGUCUUAUGGCCAAAAUGCCUACAAUGGUGUGAUGAUCUUCUUUUGUAAUGAUGGAUAUGAACUGGUUGGUGGUGACGCUGUGCGACAGUGCAAUCCAGUUGACGGCACGUGGACUGGGAUUCAGCCAUCUUGUCAAAGAAAAGAGUGCCCCCCACUUUCAACACCCAGUAACGGUUUCAUGUCUGGCACAAACUUCUAUGGCGACCAGGUGACCUUCACUUGCCAUUCUGGGUACGAGAUCUCCGGAAGUGCGGUCUUAACCUGUCAGAUGAACCAACAGUGGAACGGAACCCAACCAACCUGUGAACGGAUCCAUUGUCCACCAUUGAGUCCCAUAGCCAAUGGACAGAUGAGUGGAGGUCAUCUGUUUGGUGACCAGGUCAUGUUUGUGUGCAACUCUGGCUAUGACCUCAGCGGAAGUCCUUCUCGGAAAUGUCAGGCAGAUGGAACAUGGUCCGGAGUACAGCCAGCUUGUGACCGCGUAGUAUGCCCAGACACGUCAGCCCCUGCCCACAGCUCAGUGACUGGAGGGCUGUAUCUCGGUGACACGGCAACAUACUCCUGUGACCCUGGGUAUGAACUGCAUGGAAGUGCCACCCAGAUAUUCAAUGGUUCCAACCUAUAUGGAGACACGGUAACCUUCACCUGCAAUGUUGGGUUUGACUUGGUGGGCGACCAGACAAGGAUCUGUCAGAGUGACCAGCAGUGGAGUGGAUCACAGCCAUAUUGUCAAAAACAAGACUGCGGCCAGCUGCCAGCCCCAAGCCAUGGCACGGUGUCAGGCGCGACUCACUAUGGCAACCAGGUGACCUUCACAUGUGAUCCUGGGUACGAGAUCUUUGGAAGUGUGACAUUGACCUGUCAGGAGAAUCAGCAGUGGAGCGGAGCUCCACCCACAUGUACAUUGUUUCACAAGUUGCUAGACGAGAGGAUUAUUUGUAUUCCGGGUUUGGCUGAUGUUAUGUAA